Messenger RNA from Acaulospora morrowiae, 489 nucleotides. The record is from the annotation of a GenBank genome assembly. Lineage: Eukaryota; Fungi; Glomeromycota; Glomeromycetes; Diversisporales; Acaulosporaceae.
AUGAAUCACCUUUAUAAUCAGAUAGUGUUAUUCGGAGAUUCGAUUACUCAGGGUGCAGAGCUUUCACAAGCUUACGUGAGAAAGUUGGACGUCUACAAUAGAGGGUUUUCAGGUUACAAUACCGAAUGGGCAAAAGAAUUGUUGACUCAACUACUUCCCAAUCAUGAUUCCAAGGAACAAUCGCAAAACUCAAAUAGAGUCAAGAUAGUUUUGAUUAAAAUCUUCUUUGGUGCCAAUGAUGCCGCCCUGAAACCUAAUAAGCAACACAUUGACCUUGACAAAUAUAAAGAAAAUCUGACUCAAAUGGUUAACAUGGUAAAGAAAUCAGAUUCAGAGUCACCACCUCGAGUGAUACUCAUUACUCCUCCACCUCUUGAUGAAGAAGCGUGGUGGAAUACCCGAGGAAUGGAAAUAGAUAGGAAAUCCGAGGUUACUCAUCAAUAUGCAUUAGCCUGUCUGCAGGUAGCGCAAGAGUUGAACGUGCCGGUG